This is a messenger RNA of Acanthosepion pharaonis, 1059 nucleotides long. The record is from the annotation of a GenBank genome assembly. Lineage: Eukaryota; Metazoa; Mollusca; Cephalopoda; Sepiida; Sepiidae.
AUGCUUGAGAUAUCUCCUAGACGACUUUUCUUUUUCUUUCUUUUCAUUUACAUCUGUCCUUUUUCUUUUUCUUUUCCUUUUUUUGCUGUUUCUUCUUCUUCUUUUUUCUUUUUCUUUUCCUUUUUUUGCUGUUUCUUCUUCUUUUUUUCUUUUUCUUUUCCUUUUUUUGCUGUUUCUUCUUCUUCUUUUCUUUUUCUUUUCCUUUCUUUUGCUGUUUCUUCUUCUUUUUUCUUUUUCUUUUCCUUUCUUUUGCUGUUUCUUCUUCUUCUUUUUUCUUUUUCUUUUCCUUUCUUUUGCUGUUUCUUCUUCUUUUUUUCUUUUUCUUUUCCUUUUUUCGCUGUUUCUUCUUCUUCUUUUUUUCUUUUUCUUUUCCUUUCUUUUGUUGUUUCUUCUUCUCCUUUUUUUCUUUUUCUUUUCCUUUCUUUUGCUGUUUCUUCUUCUUCUUUUUUUCUUUUUCUUUUCCUUUCUUUUGCUGUUUCUUCUUCUUCUUUUUUUCUUUUUCUUUUCCUUUUUUGCUGUUUCUUCUUCUUCUUUUUUUCUUUUUCUUUUCCUUUUUUUGCUGUUUCUUCUUCUCCUUUUUUCUUUUUCUUUUCCUUUCUUUUGCUGUUUCUUCUUCUUCUUUUUUCUUUUUCUUUUCCUUUCUUUUGCUGUUUCUUCUUCUUUUUUUCUUUUCUCUUUUCCUUUCAUACCUUCUUUCCCGCUUUCUUUUUUUCUUUUACUUUGUUUCUCUUUACUUUCGUUUUUUUCUUUCGUUUUGUUUUUUCUUAUUUUUUCUUUUUCUUUCUUUCGAAAUUUUUCUCUCUGUUCUUUUUUCUCAAACUUUCCUCCUUUCUUUCUCUCUGUAUAAUAGUUUCUCUCUGUAUAAUACUUUCUUUGCUUCAUUUUUCUUAUUUCUAUCACUUGUGCAUAUCUACUUCCGUCAGUUUACGUCUCUCUGUCUCUUGGCGUAUUCUCAUUUUCUCUCGUUUUUAUCUAUACAUAAACAAUUACAUCAAAAUAUAUCGAUAUAAUAUUCUGUUUGAUCCGAUUUCAGUGUGGCCGGCUUGCAUUUAUUUGUGA